CACAGCACCCUCCCCUCCCUUAACGCAAUCCCCAUAAGCCCCAUCGCCCGUGUGGCCCGUUUCACAACAGUGCGCUAAUUGCCCGUAUCAGUCACAAGACGAACGACGGUCUAAUACGCGAUCAUAAACGUUGCCCGGUGUUAGCGCGAUAGUGCGCCAUUCCCGGAUUGGCUACAGCACCAGUACCAGCCGACUGCGAGAUCCAGAGCAGCUUUUGCUAACUACGACGACGGCAACAGUAAACAAUAUGGGAUUAUUUAUCUUCGGUGAGCUGUGCUGCCUGUUCUGCUGCCCGCCGCUGCCGGGCCGGAUCGCGGCCAAGCUUGCCUUUCUGCCGCCGGAACCGACCUACAACCUGACGCCGAUCGACGAGUCGAAGGCAAAGUACCUGCUCAGCUUCAACGAGCGGGCCGAGUGGCCGUACUCGGAGCGCGAGAAGGAAAACGUGGAAGGGUUCUACACGCGCACCGCCCGCGGCAACAAGCUAUCCUGCAUCUACGUCAAGUGCACGCCGAGCGCCAAGUACACGCUGCUCUUCUCCCACGGCAAUGCGGUCGAUCUCGGGCAGAUGAGCAGCUUCUACCUUGGGCUGGGGCUGCGCAUCAACUGUAACAUCUUCAGCUACGACUACUCCGGGUACGGGAUGAGCGGCGGCAAGCCGUCGGAGAAGAACCUGUACGCCGACAUCGACGCGGCGUGGCACUCGCUGCGCACCCGGUUCGGCGUCAGCCCGGAGAACAUCAUCCUGUACGGGCAGAGCAUCGGCACGGUGCCGACGGUCGAUCUGGCCGCGCGCUACGAAGUUGGGGCUGUGAUCCUGCACUCUCCCCUGAUGUCGGGGAUGAGGGUGGCCUUUCCAAACACGAAGCGGACCUGGUUUUUCGACGUGUUUCCAAGUAUCGAUAAGGUGUCGAAGAUAUCAUCGCCGGUGCUGGUGAUACACGGCACGGAGGAUGAGGUUAUAGACUUUUCCCACGGUUUAAGCAUCUACGAAAAGUGCCCAAAAGCCGUCGAACCGUUGUGGGUUGAGGGAGCCGGUCACAAUGAUGUGGAGCUGUACAACCAGUACCUGGAUCGGCUGAAGAAGUUCAUCGCGGUCGAGCUGGGCAACUGACAAUUAAAGCAUGCCUCCUCCGGUCAGCUGUCU
Messenger RNA from Anopheles arabiensis, 1147 nucleotides. Its product is annotated as alpha/beta hydrolase domain-containing protein 17B. The record is from RefSeq and is a predicted model, not a curated record. The transcript is spliced from 4 exons. Bases 248 to 1114 code for a protein of 288 amino acids. Gene Ontology annotation, molecular function: palmitoyl-(protein) hydrolase activity. Gene Ontology annotation, cellular component: endosome membrane; plasma membrane. Gene Ontology annotation, biological process: protein depalmitoylation. NCBI's taxonomy places the organism in Eukaryota, Metazoa, Arthropoda, Insecta, Diptera, Culicidae.